CAAUGCUGCAGCUCGGAGAUCAGCUUCUGGGGUUGUUCGUCCAUGCCGCGCUCUUGGUGCUGGCUCGUUCCCCUCUCAAUCAUUCCGAGGAGCUGUGCCAUGGUCUAGAUCGUAUGGCAGCUUGAUAAAGAGGUAGAAGCUUGUUUAUAUCUGGGUCAACAUCCACCAGAAAAUUCGACAACCGAUCCUGGUCUGGUGUCAGCUCAAGGCCCCUCAAUCAUGGAGCUCUAAAAUCACCUACCCCCCGACAUUUUUCCGCUGGUCGAACAGGACUGUUCAACGCCAGCAUGGACCGAGUCCAUUCUCCCACCCACCGCGCAUUCAUUGCCUUUGGGAGCAACGUCGGAGACCGCAUAGAGAUGAUCGAAGCCGCUUGCCGAGAAAUGGAGCGGGCCAGCAUCCGGGUCAAGCGGACGAGUUCUCUCUUCGAGACCGCGCCGAUGUACGUCCUGGACCAGGACCCUUUCAUGAACGGCGUGUGCGAGGUCGAGACUAGCCUCAGCCCGAUGGACCUGCUCGACACCCUCCAGGCCAUUGAGAUCGGGCUGGGUCGGAAGAAGCUCAUCGACAAGGGACCGCGCUCCAUCGACCUCGACAUCCUGCUCUACGACCAGCAGAUCUUCUCGCACGACCGUCUUAGCAUCCCGCACCAACUGAUGCUCGAACGCGACUUCACUCAUCCCUCACGAACGCCCCCCGUUCCCAAACCACACGACAACCUACAUCUCGCACCUUCAAAACCUGCCCCCUCCCACACCAACCCCCCACCCAACGACCCCGAUCCGCCCUCAUUCCCCGCCCUGCACUCCACGCACCCCAACCGCCCAACCCACAUAAUGGCGAUCCUCAACCUCACCCCGGACUCCUUCUCCGACGGAGGCACCCACAGCCCCGCCGACCUAACCACCCUAACCCACACAAUCGAGACCAUGAUCGCCUCCGGCGCAACCAUAAUCGACAUCGGCGGCGAAAGCACGCGCCCCGGCUCCACCCCCAUCAGCGAAACCGAAGAACUAUCCCGAGUAAUCCCCGUCAUCCGACACAUCCGGACCAACAUCCCAUCGGCCUCCAACAUCGCCCUCAGCAUCGACACCUACCGCGCGCGCGUCGCCGAAGAAGCCUGCCUCGCCGGCGCGGACAUCAUCAACGACGUCUCCGCCGGGCAGCUCGACCCCGAAAUGCUGCCCACGAUGGCGCGGACCGGCAAAUCCGUCAUCCUGAUGCAUAUGCGCGGCACGCCAGCCACCAUGACCAAGCUCACCGACUACCCCAACGGAGUGAUCCGCGACGUCGGGGCGGAACUAUGCGCCCGCGUCGCCGCCGCAGAAGCAGCCGGCAUCAAGCGCUGGCGGAUCAUCCUAGACCCCGGACUGGGGUUCGCGAAGAAUGAGCCCCAUGAUCUCGCCAUCCUGCGGGAUUUGAAUACCCUGAGGACCGGGGUCCAGGGGCUCGAGUAUUUCCCGUGGCUGAUGGGGCCGAGUCGGAAGCGGUUUGUGGGGAGGUUGACCGGCGUGCAGAAGGCCAGUGAGCGCACCUGGGGUACGGCCGCGACGGUCACAGCUAGUGUUGCCGGUGGUGCGGAUAUCGUGCGCGUGCAUGAUGUGAAGGAGAUGUGGCAGGUGGGUCGGGUCGCGGAUGCGAUUUACAGGGGCAUUUCGUGAUGAUGACUUGCUUUGUAUUUGUUGUUUGCAUGGUGUGGUUUUUUAUGUAUAUGUUUGGGGGAUGGAUAUUCAACUAUGGAGAUGACGAUGGAAAAGAGGAUGAUGGAAGAGUAGCGGGUGUGGAGAGGUUCAACCCUGUUGGUGGUUGGUUGCAUUUUGAGCGAUUAUAACCUGAGGAUAUAAAAUGUGAAUUUUUCGCGAUGGUGAUAGAACAGGAUACGGGAACUGUCUACUAGUGCUGGGGUUGAUCUAAUAAUGAAAACGUCCCAGGACCGUCUUAUCCGAAGCGACAAUUCAUUG
This is a messenger RNA of Aspergillus heteromorphus CBS 117.55, 1961 nucleotides long. Its product is annotated as folic acid synthesis protein. Gene Ontology annotation, cellular component: mitochondrial envelope. Gene Ontology annotation, biological process: tetrahydrofolate biosynthetic process. Gene Ontology annotation, molecular function: 2-amino-4-hydroxy-6-hydroxymethyldihydropteridine diphosphokinase activity; dihydropteroate synthase activity. The coding region runs from base 288 to 1661 and encodes 457 amino acids. The transcript has 5 exons. NCBI's taxonomy places the organism in Eukaryota, Fungi, Ascomycota, Eurotiomycetes, Eurotiales, Aspergillaceae. The record is from RefSeq and is a predicted model, not a curated record.